This is a messenger RNA of Metarhizium album ARSEF 1941, 1812 nucleotides long. Its product is annotated as phospholipase A2. Gene Ontology annotation, molecular function: 1-alkyl-2-acetylglycerophosphocholine esterase activity. The transcript has a single exon. NCBI's taxonomy places the organism in Eukaryota, Fungi, Ascomycota, Sordariomycetes, Hypocreales, Clavicipitaceae. The record is from RefSeq and is a predicted model, not a curated record. Bases 1 to 1812 code for a protein of 603 amino acids.
AUGGUUCACUUGACGGCGACACCAACCGAAACCUCGGGCAAGUCCGCAAUAACGCCACGCAAGACGCUGCGGGAAAGAUUCCUGCAUCGUCUGCCCAACUACAAUGGUCCGUACAACGUCGGGUACAUGGACAUUGAGCUUCCAGCUCGGGACCCGCGUCCAAUUUCCAAUCUCAAACGUGGUGGGAAACCGGUGCUGCGUCUCGAUACCGUGCUCAUGGGGAUAUACUACCCGUGCGACCUGCGGAAGACCAUCGAGCAGGCAUCGGGGGGAAGACGCGACCUCCGCCGCGUCAAUUGGAUGCCGGCGCCAAGAAUCGCUACUGCCAACGGAUACGCAAAGUUUCUCAAUAUCCCGGCGGCACCGGUCACGGCUUAUCUGGCUUGUACGUCGCUUUACACAAAGCUGCCUGCGUUUAGAAACGCCCAGUUGGCAGAAUACUGGGCGAAAGAUGGUCGCAAGGAGAACGCGGCUUGCGACAAAGACGACGGCGGAAGAGACAGCUGCAGUUCGGAGAAACCGACGUUUCCCGUAGUCAUCUUUACCCACGGGCUGGGGGGCUCGAGGCUUUGCUACAGUACGAUAUGCGGCGAGUUGGCUAGUUUCGGCUUCAUUGUGGUUGCGGUCGAGCAUCGGGACGGAAGCGGAGCGAGAACGCUGGUGAACCUGCCCGAGGGUGUCAACGCAGCCGAGAUUGAGUCUUCGACGGCGGAAAUAGUGUCUGGGAAUGAUGAGGAACACGGGUCCCGAGCCAAGAACAAAAAGGUCCAGGGCCAGAGGAAGUACGGCGUGAACCCAUACUACAUCAUGGACUACAUCCUGCCCAAGGACAACGCCCAGGAUACCUCUCCGCACAAUCCUCGUGGCGUAGACAGCCACCUCCGAAAUGCUCAGGUUCAACUCAGACUGGAGGAGAUCAAGGAGGCAUACCAUGUGCUCUCGCUCCUCAACGACGGCCGCGGAGACGAGAUUGCGCGCCUCAACUUGCGCAAGAAGGGCAAUAUUGGCUCCAGCUCCAAGGGGCUCACGGGCAUCACUUGGGACAGCUGGAAGGGGAGCAUGUUCCUCGACAAGGUCACGGCCAUGGGCCACUCGUUUGGAGGGGCGACGACUAUCCAGCUCUGUCGAGAUCAGUCUCUCGCGUGGCUCGGCCAAGGCGUCAUUCUCGACGCGUGGGGCCAAGGAACUCCCGCAAGAGGCGACGGCCCUGGUAACAUUGUGGCAAAGCCCAUGAUUGCCAUAUCGUCAGAGGCGUUCAUGCACUGGAAGGAAAACUUUGAGCGGGUCGUCGGGUUCUGCCAGGAGGCGCGCGAAUCCAAGGCGCUGUGCUGGAUGCUCACCAUUGUGGGCUCGACACAUCUUGCCAUGACCGACUUUGCGGUGCUGUACCCUCACUGGAUGUCCUUGUUCAUGAAGUCCAUGGUGAACCCCCUGCGGGCCUGCUCUCUGACCAUGGCAACCUCGUUGGAGUUUCUCAGUCUGACCCUGCCGCCCGGACACAUCAAACACAAGACAUGGGUCGACGAAAACCUGUUGCUUUCAGCACCGGCACCCAGCGAGCCGGAAGAAGCGUUGAGAGAAGACCACGCCCCGGAUCGCAAGUGGGUGGCAGUGAGGCUCAAGAUCCCCAACGAGUUUUCAAAGAGAUUCAGAGCGUGGUGGCGACGACUUUGGCGGACGCUGGUGUGUGCGGCCGUGGAAGGUGACGCGACGGGCAACGGCCUCGACGAUUACACCGAGCAGGAUGAGUUGUGGACGCACAUCAGCCCGAGAGAAGCCGAUGUGGCUUCGUACCGGACUUCUCUUGCUUGA